CGCUCGUCGCUUGUUGUCACAGACCCAUGGACGCCAGGGAUGAGCAGAGGUCGACCGAUGAUAGAGAGCCUGUAGGGGCUCAGUUUACGUCGAUGCCGUCCUCGGUGGCGACAGAUAACGCGGUAGGCAACAGCGCUGCUGCUGCUGCUGCUGCUCCACCUGCUUGUGCCGUCGAGGGGGAGACGUCGAGGCGAUCCGAAGUUGAUCAGGCUAGUCACCCUCUGGCUGUUCCUGAAGCACCUCGACCUACCUCGGGGCCUCUCGACGACAAUGAAGGUCCUUCGUCGGAGCCCCUCCGUUCGAUUCGUCUCGCGGACUUAACGAGCAGACACGACGCCGAUGACCAGGACGCCAUCGCCCGGGCGGCGGUCGCAGCCAACAGCGCCCCAGCAGGGGCUGCUGGCGUACAGCAACCCGUCCAAGGGGCGAGCCGCAACGAAGCUAUCGCAGUCAGGCGACACUUGAUUCGAGAUGCAUGGAAAGGCUUCAGCAGUCUGACGAGGGGCAGGAAGUGGAUCUUUAUCUUCAAGCUGCUCAUCAGUCUUGCUCAGGUUGUCGCUGGCAUUGUUGUCCUCGCCCUGCCCUCUUCCCUGGGCGACUCGUACUCUGUCCCAGAGACGUGUGAUCCCGAGGGCAUGUUUGUCUUUCUCACCCUGCACAUCGUCCGCGUCGCCCUCUGCCUCCCCAUCGACUUCUACCUUGGCCUGUCGCCCCACCAUACUCCACGAGCGCGCCGUGCCGGUGCUGAGGGCCAGCUGCGACGCGAGCAGAAUCGCGCCCUUGGCUCGCUCGCCCUCGACCGCAAGCUGAGCCGGCUGGGCGACCUCCUUGGCUUUUGCCACGUCGUCCUUUUCAUUGUGGGAAACUAUGUCACCUGGACCAGCAUCGAAUGUGCACACAGGCCGGCCGACAGCCGUCCCCUCUGGUUCACCUGCAUCAGCAUGCUGAGCAUCAGCUACGCCAUCAUCGUUGAGGUUCUUCUCCUUGUCUUUCUGGUCAUCUUCUUCCUGCCGACUUUUGUCGCCAUCAUGCGAGCACUUGGCCUUGGUCACCGGAUUCCUCAGAGGCGCAUACAUCCCGAGACGGGCAAGGUCACGCAGAAGCUCGUCGACGAAAAGAGCAAGCUUGUCUACUUUACUCCUGCAGAGAAAGCUAGUGGCAGCGACGACGGUGGGCUGCACCUCAGCAACGCAAACGACAGCCGAGUGGAGCUCGAGAGGAAGGUGGAUGUGCAAAGUCCAACGGAGACCGUUCCCGUCGAAGCGUUGCAGACGAAGUUGCCCUCCUCAAGAAGGACCUCGGUUGACUUUCAGUCCUCGAGUGCCGCAUCACGAUCAGACUCGUCUUCGAGGAUAAAAGAUGACGAUAGCAUCAUUGGGAAAGCUGCGGGCAGAAAGCGUCUCGGUCUUCUCCUUGGAUGGACGAGAGAGGCGCGCGGAAGGGGAACGAGAAAGCCUAAUGACGACAAGUCAGCCAACAGUCUGGCCGAAGCGUCGACAUCUACACCCAAGCUCAAGUAUCCCUUGUAUCCGCUGCCUGCACAUCGAGCGACCUGUCCGAUCUGCCUCUGCGACUUUGAGGAGGUCGACCCGUCCAACGAACUGGCCCACGAGCAACCGCAAAGGAAGAAACUAUCGUCUCCGCGUGCUGCCAAGACUGAAGCCGAUGCGCAGGAGGAGGCUGCUCAGGAGGAGCAGGAACCGGAGCCUUUGCGGCUCAUGGCGUGUGGCCACGUCAUGCAUCGGAGCUGCGUCGAUCAGUGGCUGACGACCAUCAGUGGUCGAUGCCCCGUCUGUCAGCGACCAGUCGAUGACGAGGACGAGCAACGACGGCAGCAAGAGCAACAGCAGCUGCAGCAGCAGCAACCGGGGGGAACCCAUGCCGAGCUCUGAAUAGGUACUUUGCUUUCUUCCAACAGCACUUCUCACUUUUCUCUCUCAUAUACGAUCUCUCGUCACCUUAUCAUGUAUUGUAUUCCAGAGAAGUCGACAUCCCUCUCAGCUUUCAGACUAUCAACUGUAGACCUUUUGCACUGUUCGC
Molecule: messenger RNA, 2040 nt
Organism: Acaromyces ingoldii
Lineage: Eukaryota; Fungi; Basidiomycota; Exobasidiomycetes; Exobasidiales; Cryptobasidiaceae
Exons: 3
Coding region: 27-1892 (621 amino acids)
Biological process (GO): protein ubiquitination
Molecular function (GO): ubiquitin protein ligase activity
Source: RefSeq, a predicted model, not a curated record